AUGCCCCUAAAACGUUCUUUGAAACAGUCACUUGAAAGGCUAUCCAGCCUACAAUCAAGAUAUAAUAUAUUCACCAGCGUUAGUCCGUCGCCCUACACACUAUCAAAUAAGGAAGAAAUAAGUAAGGAAUUGGCAGGUUAUGCUGUGAGCAUUAAAGAUAAUAUAGUCACUAAAGACCUUCCAACAACAUGUGCCUCGCAUAUACUUGAGAAUUACAAAUCGCCGUAUGAUGCUACCGUGGUAAAGUUAUUAAAACAGGCCGGAGUGCAUAUUUUAGGUAAGACAAACUUGGAUGAGUUUGGAAUGGGAUCAGGAGGAAUACACUCGAUAAGGGGACCCGUAAUCAAUCCUUUAUAUCCUCACGAGGAAAAAAGGAUUAUGGGUGGUUCAUCCUCUGGGGCUGCUGCGAGUGUUGCCUGCGAUCUGGUAGAUUUUGCCCUAGGAACAGAUACCGGUGGCUCUGUUAGAUUACCUGCGUGCUACGGUUCUGUUUUAGGAUUUAAGCCAUCCUACGGACGUUUAUCUAGGUUUGGCGUCAUAGCCUAUUCUCAAUCUUUAGAUACGGUAGGCAUUUUAAGCAAGAAGAUAGAUAUUCUACGAAAAGUAUUUCUGGUGUUGGAUAAGUAUGAUGCAAAAGACCCCACUUCCUUGAAUGAGGAAUUGCGUGGGCUAAUAGAAAAGAAUAAAAAAAUAAAAAAAACUUGGAAAAUCGGUAUUGUAAAGGAAUUCAAUCACGAAGGUUUGCCCAAGCAAUUUCACGAAUCGUACUUUACUUUCUUGAAGAAGCUGGUGAGUCUAGGGCAUGAAAUAUACCCCGUAUCCAUUCCGUCGGUAAAAAAUAGUCUACCAAUUUAUUAUACUCUAUCGCCUGCAGAAGCUGCCUCCAAUCUAUCAAGGUAUGAUGGUAUCAGAUAUGGAUACAGAGAUUCCAAACUUGACAUAAAGGACGGUAUUUUAUUUGCACCUACCAGGUCUAAAUUUGGGGUAGAAGUAAAAAAUAGAAUCAUUUUGGGUAAUUAUAAUCUUUGUUCGGACGGGUUUAAGAACAAUUUUAUCAAGGCUGAGAGACUACGAGUAGAUUUGGUUGAUGAAUUUGACAAGAUUUUCAGAUUUCCAAAUGUUCUAACUAAUGCUGAAGAAAAUCCAAAAGGCUUAGAUGUACUACUGGUGCCAACAUCAUCUAAGCUUCCUGGGACACUAAAAGAGUUUGAAGAAGAUGAAAGUAAAUCCCCCGCCAAUUCAUAUAUCAACGAUAUCUUCACAGUCCCCAUGUCACUAGCUGGGCUACCGAGUCUAUCAAUGCCCUUGAAAGAGAGGACCCCGAUAGGUCUUCAGAUAGUAGGCCAGUAUGGUGAUGAUAACACUGUAUUAGAUUUUGUCGAAUCAGUAUCGUAG
Molecule: messenger RNA, 1395 nt
Organism: Saccharomyces kudriavzevii IFO 1802
Lineage: Eukaryota; Fungi; Ascomycota; Saccharomycetes; Saccharomycetales; Saccharomycetaceae
Gene: HER2
Product: glutamyl-tRNA(Gln) amidotransferase subunit HER2
Exons: 1
Coding region: 1-1395 (464 amino acids)
Biological process (GO): glutaminyl-tRNAGln biosynthesis via transamidation; mitochondrial translation
Cellular component (GO): glutamyl-tRNA(Gln) amidotransferase complex; mitochondrion
Molecular function (GO): glutaminyl-tRNA synthase (glutamine-hydrolyzing) activity
Source: RefSeq, a predicted model, not a curated record